Molecule: messenger RNA, 837 nt
Organism: Nicotiana tabacum (common tobacco)
Lineage: Eukaryota; Viridiplantae; Streptophyta; Magnoliopsida; Solanales; Solanaceae
Source: RefSeq, a predicted model, not a curated record
AUGCCACCUUACAUAGCUACUUUCUUACCAGAGGGGAUCAACGACCAUUGUCCUGUGAAAAUUUCAUUGUUGGAUUCUCUACCAAAAGCAAAGAAACCAUUCCAGUUAUGUAAUGUAUGGGUAAACCAUCCACAAUUUAUAGAGAGGGUGGAAAGUAUCUGGGCUACUCACAUUGAUGGUUGUAGGAUGUUGCAAGUAGUAAGAAAGCUAAAACUACUAAAGAGGAGCUUGAAGGAACUAAAUGGUCAGCACUUCAGGAAUAUAAUAUCAGAAGCUAAUGGCAAUAGAGAACCCCUAAUGCAGAUUCAACAAGCUCUUCAAGCUAAUCCAAUGGAUCAACAGUUGCAACAGAAGGAGAAAAUGAAAUACCUAGAAUUUAGAAGGACCUCAUAUCUGGUUGAGAUGUUCUUGCAACAAAAAAGUAAGGCAACUUGGCUUAGACUUGGGGAUUACAAUACCAAAUACUUCUUUACAGUGAUCAAGCAUAGGAAGUUACAACAUGCCAUCACACAACUACAUGAUAACCAGAAUGUAUUGCAGACAGAUCCAAUUGCCAUUGCAAAUAUUUUUGUAAAUUACUAUGAAAAUUUAUGGGAAACAAGAGAAGUUUCAAGGUGCAAAGCAAAUGAGAGGAUUUUGAAAAAUGGUCCUACACUCUCAGUAGCACACAAGAUGGACCUAUUAAAGAAGUAUACAGAGAAGGAUGUAAAGACUGCAAUAUUUGAGAUAGACAGUAACAAAUCCCAAGGCCCAGAUGGUUAUGGUAGUGGAUUUUACAAUGCAAUAUGGAAUGUGAUUGGUAAGGAUGUAUCUGAAGCAAUCCUGGAAUUUUUUUAA